Molecule: messenger RNA, 502 nt
Organism: Spodoptera littoralis (African cotton leafworm)
Lineage: Eukaryota; Metazoa; Arthropoda; Insecta; Lepidoptera; Noctuidae
Source: the annotation of a GenBank genome assembly
CGAACAAUAAGAUUGACAAUUGUCAUAAUUUUAUUUUUUUGAUAGAUAUUAUGUUAUAUAAUUAUUUUAAAAAUUAUACUUUUUUCGUUAUCUCGGAAGGGGGCUAUAGAGAUUCAUAAUGAGUACAUGGAGAAUGGCUGGAUUAAACUACGUCAAUUACUCAAACAUAGCGGCGAAUACUUUACGAAAGUCAUUGAAAACUGAACACAGGGAUGCGGCGAUAAAGCGGGGGAUACCCACCGUCAAAUAUUAUUAUUGGGAAAAUGGACAAAUGUUAGCUCAUGGGCAGAAGCUGAAAGUGGUAGAAAAAGAAAGAGUUGCAGCGAAAGCCUGACAUCUAUCUGUAAUGGUGUCGAAAUAUUGCACCAAAAUAAAAUUAUAUUGUAUUAAUAGAGGUGUAAUAUUAAGAAUCUACAACAUGUAACUUAAAUAGCGCACACCCUGAAAAUAAUUUGUUCAGAAUCGUUAACUGAAUCGAUUUAUAUAAUUUUUAUAGGUUAUU